Tilletiaria anomala UBC 951 is the source of this 3279-nucleotide messenger RNA. RefSeq lists its product as uncharacterized. The record is from RefSeq and is a predicted model, not a curated record. The coding region runs from base 145 to 3243 and encodes 1032 amino acids. Lineage: Eukaryota; Fungi; Basidiomycota; Exobasidiomycetes; Georgefischeriales; Tilletiariaceae. Gene Ontology annotation, molecular function: transcription coregulator activity. The transcript has 10 exons. Gene Ontology annotation, biological process: regulation of transcription by RNA polymerase II. Gene Ontology annotation, cellular component: mediator complex.
CCCAUCACCUUCGCGUGGAGUCUCGUUUAUGCCCCAAAUCUGGGCGCCUGAGCCUUGCCAAUCGUGUCUAGCUACAGCAUGGCCGCGAUCCGAUUCCAUGGGCCCAACGGUGCUACAUAAGCGCUGUCUGUCACCCGUCUGGAGAUGACGCAAGAAGUGGCAUCCCAAGUGGUCUCAAUCACCGUGCGAUGCUUCUUUGCCGGCACCACGGCUUCGAAGUGGUCGGAAAUCUUGAAGCACCUUCGCGCGCGUAACGCUGCAGCAGACCAACGCACUAGCUCGUCCUCUGCCGUGACCAUCGACGCCUGGGAGGCAUCAUUUGUUUCGGAUUCUAUAUUACAACUGCUUCUAGACACCGAAGCGGCUUCCUGUGAUGCGCUUGUUUCCUAUGUGAAAGCUGCUUGUGAGGUUCAAGAUGACCAGUCACCGCGCUCAUCCACUGUGGUUGCGUCCGCGGCGAAUGUAAACGGUGAUCAUGAGCCCUUGAUGAGGCCUCGCGACUUCCUUCGCAGCUUCUUCCGACAACUCAUUGGCGGAAACGGGGGUGCGAUACUGCAAGCAAUGUCGAGACUCGAGCCUCUUGCAAUGACCAUUCAAAGCGUGGGUCUUUGGCGACUUAAUUCACCUCCUCAUCCCAUCGGAGUUACAUAUAGUGAAAGAAUCAAGUCUGCGGACGACCUUAUCAAAGUGCUGGACGAGGCAGCACGCUUCAUCGAUGCCUUGGGCAUCUCAGUCCCAGCGGCCAGCGAGGCUACGAUGUGCAUGUUGGCCGACGUGAUGGUUCCAGCGGUGCUGGCAGCUGUCUCCUCAAGCGACAAAGCGUGCAUCGAUCUUGAUGAAAAAGUUAAGACCAAGCUGUCCCAACGUGUGCCUCCAAUUUUGUUCGGAGUGCAACGUCUCGCUGCUUUGUUGCCAAGCGUGGCUCAGGUAGCGCUCGAGUUAGUCGCCCGAUUCCAAGAGAUUGUUGGUCGGAUUGGUGGCGCACAAAUGCCGUUCGAUGCUCAGGUAGCCUCCCAAGAAAGUCCGAACCAGGUGGUCGGCUCCCGCUCUGCGUUGUCGACACUUUCCUGGAGGCGAGUUAUGGAACUACCAGAGUCGAAGGAAUCCUUGCAAACCAUGCGAUCACCGGAUAUCUGGCAACUGUCUGUUGUGCAGCCUGAGAUUGCUAUUCUGGUUACCAAAAUUGCCGAGCCGCGAGUACCGUGGCAGUCUAAACUCUCUCUCCUCCGAAAUGUCUCGAAAGCCAGGCGGGGAGGUGAGUACGAAGAUAUUGGUGAUCCAACCCAGUCUUUUUGGUUCGAAGUGCUACACGCAACAGCCAUUGGCUGCGCGUACGCAAACGCCAUACCAGCAUCAACCGCAGGGUCCCGAAACGCCGUCGUAUUAUGGAGAGCAGCUUUGUGCAGCAUAGUCCCGAGUGCCAUGCGAGCAUUCGCCGAUAGUGAUGAAUCUCAUCCGCAAGACUACAACCUUGUCGUGAAAGCACUCUUCCUGACAAGCGAAGGCGUUUUACAGGCAUGUGGCGGACCAGAAGUAGCUAAUGAGAAGUCCGCAUCCCUCAGUGGUGAUGCAGGUACGCACGAGGGCGACAAUGCGAAUUUGAAUUCGCGCGCGACCAUACCGUCACUUCUGCUCAGGUCACUGAUAGAGAAGAGGCUCAUUAGCUCAGCUCUGGCUGCCGAUGUAGUUAUGGCUCGAGCUGCUGAGGUAGACUUGACGUCUUUGGGCACAUCACUAUCCGCGAUGAGCUCUGCUCAAGGCUCUUCUGUACAAGCGCUCAUUGAGCAGCGCUUGUCUGCGGACAAUCCUCUGACCUUCUUCGACCAGAUGCGAUAUGACUACGGCACGCAAUGCUUGCAAGCAAAGCUUCUUGUCGAGCAGUUCACUGGUUGGAUCAGUAGCAAAGAUCUAGAAACUGCUGCAAACUGGUCUCGAAUUCUGGUGGACCAUUGUGCAACUCUCGACAUCAUUGUGUCUCACACAUCACCGCAAGAGCUUUUCCGACCCGUAUGUCAGUGGCUGAAUGCCGAUGGCCUGCUCAAUCCUGCCGAGGAAAGCACAUCUGUCGGUACUCUAAUAUUGUUCGCUCAACUACUCAUCAAACGUUAUCAGGUCUGUCUUCCGGAGUUAUCUGAUGACCAGCUUUCAAGUGUGAUCCGAUCUGAUUCGUGGGCGUAUCAGCUACACGAAUUGUCAAAAGAGCAUCGCGCUCUCGUAGACAGAUGGAUCACCGCGCUCUUUGAUAGCGACGGUAUCUCGGAUGAGCUGCUCAGAGAGUCCCCACCUCGGACACUCUUACUUCUGGCUCCAACAUUAUUCGCCCAAUCCAUUGCCACAUGUCGGAGUGGCCUGAUCGACCUGGAACUGCUGAGGAACGGCCUCACUUACUUCCUCGAGGAUCCUCUCAGCUACACUCUGCCCGGAGCGCUGCUUUGGCUUCUAGAUGAGAUCCAACGGACGCCUCUGAUCGCCAAGAGCGAAAGAGGGCCUGAGACUUACGAACACAGCCGUGUGAUUCUCAUGGAGAUCCUCGGCAUGCUGCUCGACGCAGAAAAGUGCCCGGCAGCAGUACAGAGUCUUGUCGAAGGCGAGAUGCUGGCAUUCGGGUUGAGUUCUGAGUCUCAAACGUCUAUGCAAGGCUGGUCUACCACUGUCGAUACCAGUAACCUCAAGCACAAGCUCGUGGCUGGUUAUACUGAACAUGCCUACCUACCCGCCAAGUUCGUCCUGCACAAUCUGCUGCAACUGCCCGGCUCGGUCGAUGUGCCUACACUAUCGGGACUCUGGACAGCUAUAUGCGCUCCCAGCCGACUCAGUUGCUCGGCAGUCCUUGCAGAGUUAGCGAAUACGCACUACUUCUUCCACAACACCGACUUGAAGGCCGCAGCGAUGUGCUUGGUCGUGCUAGAACUCUCAGCACCGACUAGUGGCGAUGGUCCGCUGGCGUUCUCUCUUGCGCGGCUGCCAUCCGAGCAGAUCAGCGCCGUGGGUAUUGCCUGUACCUUUGCGGCGCUCAAGCUGCUCGCGGCCUCUGCGGAUGAAGCACUCGCAGAUCGGCUGGGCAACGUCCUUCUGCUCAUCAGCCUGCACAUCUGUCGACAUCGCGCUCGAAAGGCGCUGGAUCCCUCGCGACUCUCGGUGCUGAGCGAGAGCAUUGAUGACGCAGUGCUGCGACGUUUGCCAAAGUGGCAAGCCGUACACGAUGCAUUGGCUGCACCCGAUGGGGCAUUUGAAGGCCUGUAACGUUGUGAAGCGCAAGCAAUCGUAAUUGCUGUGGAU